AACCACGUGGGCCGCGGGAUGGCGGGCGAGGCGCAGUGCCUCAGCUACGCGGGAUGCAACUUCCUGCGCCAGCGCCUGGUGCUGGCCACGCUCAGCGGGCGCCCGCUGAAGAUCCGCAAGAUCCGUGCCAAGGAGGAGGACCCUGGGCUCCGCGAUUUUGAAGCAAGUUUUAUUCGCCUGAUUGACAAAGUGACCAAUGGCUCUCGGAUUGAAAUAAACCAAACAGGUACUACUUUGUAUUAUCAGCCAGGGCUUCUGUAUGGAGGCUCGUUGGAACACGACUGCAGCCCCAGUCGUGGCAUUGGUUACUAUUUGGAAAGUCUGCUGUGCUUGGCACCUUUCAUGAAGCAUCCAUUGAAGAUUGUCUUGAGGGGAGUAACAAAUGAUCAAGUAGACCCUUCGGUUGAUGUCCUUAAAGCAACAGCUCUACCCCUGCUGAAGAAAUUUGGAAUCGAUGGUGAAAAUCUGGAAAUCAAGAUCAACCGGAGAGGAAUGCCUCCCAAAGGGGGUGGAGAGAUACUGUUUGCUUGCCCAGUGAGAAAGGUCUUGCAGCCUAUUCAGUUUACAGACCCUGGCAAAAUCAAGCGUAUCAGAGGAAUUGCAUACUCUGUCCGAGUAUCACCACAGAUGGCAAACAGAAUGGUGGAAUCUGCAAGGGGCAUCCUGAAUAAAUUCCUCCCAGACAUCUAUAUCUACACAGAUCAUAUGAAGGGCGUCAACUCUGGAAAAUCACCAGGUUUUGGCAUGUGCCUUACUGCAGAAACGAUCAAUGGCACUGUUCUCAGUGCUGAGCUAGCCUCAAACCCUCAGGGCCAGGGAGCAGCUGUGCUUCCCGAGGAACUGGGCCAGAAUUGUGCUAAGCUGUUGCUUGAGGAGAUCUACAGGGGAGGCUGUGUAGAUUCAACAAAUCAGAGCCUUGCUUUGCUCCUUAUGACCCUUGGACAACAGGAUGUUUCCAAAGUCCUGUUAGGACCUCUGUCUCCAUACACAAUUGAGUUUCUGCGACACCUGAGAAGCUUCUUCCAGAUCAUGUUUAAGAUUGAAACAAAGACCCCUGAGGAAGAGCAUGGAGGCGGCGAGAAAGUUUUAAUGACAUGUGUUGGCAUUGGAUUUUCCAACCUUAGUAAAACUAUAAGAUAAGAAACAUCUACAGGCUUCAUAAAAGACAGAAAAUUAUGCAAAGAUCUAAAAAAACCUACCUGCCUGUGUUUAUUCUGGCAUAGGAAAGCCUGUGAUGAUUCCAGUGCAG
Molecule: messenger RNA, 1249 nt
Organism: Empidonax traillii (willow flycatcher)
Lineage: Eukaryota; Metazoa; Chordata; Aves; Passeriformes; Tyrannidae
Gene: RCL1
Product: RNA terminal phosphate cyclase like 1
Exons: 9
Coding region: 19-1140 (373 amino acids)
Biological process (GO): ribosome biogenesis; endonucleolytic cleavage of tricistronic rRNA transcript (SSU-rRNA, 5.8S rRNA, LSU-rRNA)
Cellular component (GO): nucleolus
Molecular function (GO): RNA endonuclease activity
Source: RefSeq, a predicted model, not a curated record